AUGUCUAAGGAUUUCUAUAUAUUAAUAUCUGAAUUUAGCACAAAUUUGCCAUUCAUAUUAAUAUCUGAAUUUAGCACAAAUUUACCAUUCAUAUUAAUAUCUGAAUUCUCAAAGCGAGAUGCACCUGCUGGUGAAAAGCCAGAGCCUGUGAGGACGCAUCUUAGGAACAUGAUCAUAGUCCCAGAGAUGAUCGGCAACAUCAUUGGCGUAUACAAUGGAAAAACCUUCAAUCAGGUUGAAAUCAAGCCCGAGAUGAUUGGUCAUUACUUGGCUGAAUUCUCAAUAUCAUACAAGCCCGUGAAGCAUGGAAGGCCUGGUAUUGGUGCUACUCACUCCUCCAGGUUCAUCCCUCUCAAGUAAAAAAAUCAUGUUCGGAGGAUAAAGA
Messenger RNA from Zingiber officinale, 385 nucleotides. RefSeq names its product 40S ribosomal protein S15-4-like. Gene Ontology annotation, biological process: ribosomal small subunit assembly; translation. Gene Ontology annotation, molecular function: structural constituent of ribosome; RNA binding. Gene Ontology annotation, cellular component: cytosolic small ribosomal subunit; ribosome. The transcript has 3 exons. NCBI's taxonomy places the organism in Eukaryota, Viridiplantae, Streptophyta, Magnoliopsida, Zingiberales, Zingiberaceae. The record is from RefSeq and is a predicted model, not a curated record. The coding region runs from base 1 to 360 and encodes 119 amino acids.